This is a messenger RNA of Aphanomyces astaci, 784 nucleotides long. RefSeq lists its product as hypothetical. NCBI's taxonomy places the organism in Eukaryota, Oomycota, Saprolegniomycetes, Saprolegniales, Verrucalvaceae. Gene Ontology annotation, biological process: protein processing. The record is from RefSeq and is a predicted model, not a curated record. The annotation marks the transcript as partial. Gene Ontology annotation, molecular function: metalloendopeptidase activity. Gene Ontology annotation, cellular component: plasma membrane. The transcript has a single exon.
AUGCCAGCGAUGGUCAAGAUUAUCGUGUCCGCUACGGCUGCCUUGUCCGCCGGUGUCGCGUCUGCUUUCGGCAACAUCUCCAAGUUUCCGACAGAGCUGACCAGCCUCAUGGAUCAAACCGUGGACCCAUGCACCGACUUCUUUUCCUAUUCGUGCGGGACGUGGUACACGAACACCCCCCUCCACGCCAACCAAAGUACUACCGAUGCCACGUACACCGUGAUCGAGGCUGCGGCGUACAAGCUGGUCGAAAAGUUGGUGGACGCCAAGCUGCCUAAACUCACCGAGUUCUAUGACGCGUGUAUGGACACUGCCACAAUAGAUACCUUGGGCUUCGCUCCCAUCGAAGAUUACCUCAAGGCAAUCCGCAGCGCCAACACGACUGUCGAAGCCAUCUUUCGUGGCGUGGCCAUCUCCAGGGCCAUUGGCGUGCAGCUGUUCGUGAAGCUGUCGGUCUUGGCUGACACCGUCGACGUCACCCGCAAUGUCUUGUAUGCCGAUCUCUCGGGAUUCCCUUUUGGCCGUCACAAACCAUUGUGGUCCACGGUUGAACAGCCGUACCGCGAAUACAUUGCCACGAUCUUCACGCUGACCAGUCACGCAAAGGCGGAGGUGGAGGCGGCCACCGAGGUCGUGAUUACGUUUGUACGCCACGUAUAUCUGUCCUACCCUCAGCAUCAAGCGGCCGUGACGCCCCGCCGGUUGCCGCUCAGUGCCGCCCACGCAUUGUACCCAUUGGGGAUAGGUCUCCGAUUGGAAGGGCUUGGGUUCGACAUCCUCGAAG